Oxyura jamaicensis (ruddy duck) is the source of this 2180-nucleotide messenger RNA. RefSeq names its product zinc finger and BTB domain-containing protein 8A-like. Bases 31 to 1491 code for a protein of 486 amino acids. The transcript has 3 exons. The record is from RefSeq and is a predicted model, not a curated record. Gene Ontology annotation, molecular function: RNA polymerase II cis-regulatory region sequence-specific DNA binding; protein binding; DNA-binding transcription factor activity, RNA polymerase II-specific. Lineage: Eukaryota; Metazoa; Chordata; Aves; Anseriformes; Anatidae. Gene Ontology annotation, biological process: regulation of transcription by RNA polymerase II.
AGCAAGACUUCCUGUUACUCCCUCACUGGAAUGGAGAUUUCUUCCCAUCAGUUUCACCUCCUAGAGCAGUUAAAUGAGCAACGGAAGCAAGACUUAUUUUGCGACUGCAGUAUCCUGGUGGAGGGGAAGGUCUUCAAAGCGCAUCGAAAUGUCCUGUUUGCCAGUAGUGGAUAUUUCAAAAUGCUGCUUUCACAGAGUUCCAAGGACACGAGUCAGCCAACAAUAGCUACUUUUGAGGUCUUCUCUCCAGAGACAUUUAUGGUUAUCCUGGACUUUGUGUAUUCAGGCAUAUUGCCUUUAACCGGUCAAAAUGUGAUCGAAGUAAUGUCAGCUGCUAGCUAUCUGCAGAUGACAGAUAUUCUUAAUGUCUGCAAGACAUUCAUUAAAUCCUCUCUGGAUAUUAAUGAAAAGGAAAAGGAUCAAUACCUUAGCCUUUCAGCCAAAAGUACCAACAGCGAACCUGCUCACCCAACUCUUUAUCGGUCAAGGAGAAAAGCAAAGAGCAACCCAAGGCGUUCCUGUUCAAUUCCAGAUGAAAAGGCUAAUAUGGUGAAUGAAAACUCGUGGAGUAGUUACAGCAGCUACCUGUCUUCACAGGUGAUUCUUCAGCAGGCAGAAACACAGCUGUCAAAGAGGGGCAGAAAACAGAGCUCAACGAGAAAGCGCCGAAAGCAUCUAGGAUUGUCCCAGACACGUGAUUUUGGGCAGUACAAAUCAAACAAAGCUGAGAGGGCUGGUGAAGGCUGUAAUGCAUCGGACUCUGGCCACCUCUCUCGGGCUAGAGAGGAAGCUGAAUUUGAUGCAGAGAAUGAUGUUGAUCAUGAUGAUUAUGGAUAUAAUCACGAAUCAGAAGUAAUACCGAAGAGGUGGUCUGUUGCUCAGCUAGAACAAGAACUUUCACGAACUUCUCCUGAGUUCAUGGAAUUAAAAGCAGAAGAACUGUACACCUCAGUGCCCACAGUUCUAGGUGUAAUGAGUAGUUGGAAUGAAGGUGACCUACCUCGGAUGCGAUUCAAGUGCCCCUUCUGUACGCACACGGUGAAACGACGCGCAGACCUGAAGCGACAUCUUCGGUGUCACACAGGGGAGCGACCGUACCCAUGUGAAGCAUGUGGGAAGAGAUUCACUCGACUGGAGCAUUUACGUAACCACUUCCAAACGAUACAUCAAGCCGGCAAACUUAUCUGCAGAAAAUGCAAGCGGCACGUAACUGACCUAACAGGAUGUGUUGUUCAGCAAGGAACAAGACGCUACAGACUGUGCCAUAAGUGUCUAGCAGAAGCUAAUUUUGACAGCAACCCUGACGAUUUAGAUACAGAACGUUCUCCUGUAGCCUCCACAGGAAACAAACAUUCCAAUUGGGCUUUGGAAGAGGAACAGAAGUCAGAUGAUGAAACAAUGGAGGAGGAACCGUAUAAUUUGGUUGUCCGACAUGUUAAUAAUGAUACUCCGAAUGAGGGAGAUGAAAAGGUAAAACCAAAUCUUAGGUAGAUAUAUUUGUAUAUUUGUUAUUGCUGUAUUCAAGAUUAAAUUACUUGUGUUUUACCAACUAAUGCUGGUUUAUUAGUUCAUUAAAUAUUGUUAAAACAAUGUUGUUAGAAACAAAACAGGGUUAUAUACAAGUUGCUUUGUACUCACAGACACACAACAGUGUAACUACUUCUAAACAUCAUCCAGAAAUUACUUAUCUGGAAACUAUUUAGAAAAAUUGCUUUAUAUUUCUUCGAAGACUUACUCAGAGCUCCUGUUCUUAAUGAAACUACAAACUAUUUCACAGUUACAAAAAGAAGAUUCUAUACUACAUAGAUUUAAAAAAAAUAUUUUGCUUUGAAAAAGUCUUACAAAAGCACCUAAGAAAUGUAAAACAAUUUUGUUGACACUGUAACUAACAUGUAUAUACACUUAAACUUCCUAAGAAAGGAGUAAUCAAAGAGAAUUCUUCCUGCUGUACUGCAGCUUUGUUUUCUGAUCAAUCUGUUUCUUAUAGUUCUGAAAAGCAUGAAUCAUUUUAAAGAAUAAACACUGCCAUACAGAGUAGAAUAAUGAACAGCACACCUGUAGUGAGUGCAUUUCCAUAGUAUGAGUUUGCCUUUUCAGGUAUGAAGUUUAUUUUGUACUGUGAAUUUUAAGCAAAGAUAAACUAACAUGGUUCCAAGGAAAUAAAAGUGCAAUCACUGGAA